Symbiodinium necroappetens is the source of this 279-nucleotide messenger RNA. Lineage: Eukaryota; Dinophyceae; Suessiales; Symbiodiniaceae. The record is from the annotation of a GenBank genome assembly.
AUGCCCAUGGCUGGGAUGUGCGACUUUGAUGAGACGCGCAUCACGGCCGAGAAUGCCAAAGACUUAUGCGAUCCCGAGAUCAAUGCCUCCGCGGGCCACUGGCAGCAGUGCCUGCAGGAGAUCUGUCGUCUUUUGGAGGAACGCAACGCGAUUCCCCCGGACAGCCAUGUUCUGCCGCGCAUUGAUCACGGCCGUGUUCACUGGUUCAUCAAGUUCUGGCAAAGCUACGAACACUCGCCACGAUGGAUGCAAGAGGCCCCGGAUGCUGGAAGCAUGUGA